AUGGACGUGGUUUACACUGCAGUCUGCGGCAACUACGACUCCAUCAACAUCUCAGUUCAUGCUCGCUCACCACCAAAGAGGCCAUCAGCACCACAGUUCACGGUCUUUAGAGAGCCAGACGGCGUUGUUUGUUUUAAAUGUGUUUCUGAGGGAAACCCUAGACCAACAAUUCUGUGGUACAAUGAUAACAGCCGUAUAAGUGAAGGUCCAGAGGAUGAAAGAGGGACGAAGAACCAGACAAGAAGCAAACUCAAGUGUGAGACUGACACUAAAUCGAACAUAAAGUGCUGUGCCCAAAACUCAGAGGGAGAGGAAUGUUCUCAGUCUUAUAAUUACGAACUUGGAAAGUCCAUGCAGGACAAAGAGGCCUCACAAAUUCAUCUGACUUCCGGUCACUCCCUCUUGCUUCGAUGUAAACAAGAUACCCGUUCUCAACUAAUGUGGUACUUCAACAACACAAAGCUUGCUGGGAUAACUAUGCCUUAUUUUGGCACAAGGAUGCAGUUUUAUAACGUCGAAUCUGUCAGUCUGAAACAUAGCGGGCAAUACUAUUGCAUGAGCGAGGAUGGUAAAGAGAAAAAGACUACACAGGUUCAGGUUCUGGAACAGGACCUGAUAGAAGUGCUAAAGCUGGACAGUGAUGUCAGAAUCCUUUACAAUGAAAAAGCUGAUUUCUGCUUUAAAGCUCAGGUUCUCUCUCACCCCAAAGCACAGUGUCACUGGAUUACGUCGAAUGGCACUAAAGUGCAGUGCGUUGAAACUCAGUACCACUGGGGUAACAGCACCUUUGAGCUGUGUAAACCAGAGCCGGGUCAAUAUCAGAUCCAACUCAGGACUGGUGCUACCACCACCACGAGGAAUAUGUCCCUCUGUGUGACAGAUAUUCCUAAAUUCGAGCAGGUCCAAAACAUGACCCACAUCACCUGUAUGACCAGCAGCACCUUUCCUCUGAACAUCUCCUGGAUGACCGGUCCAUCAGAUGCUAACUUAAAGGACAGCGCGAUGUGGCAAGAAACAAAUCAGGAUUUCCAACAUUUCCUGGAUCCUGAACGUUUCUGCCAGAGGAACGUGAUCGUCUCUCGGCCUUUAGGAGAUCUUCACGACCACUUUGUGAAAUGCUGCGUCCAAAACGACGCUGGCAACUUCUGCAGCGAGCAAAUCCACAUCAAAAUUGCCUCAGCGUACUCCAUGGUCCUGGUGGUGGCGUGCUGUGUCCUUGGCCUUGCCUUUGUGCUGGUCAGCUUUGCCCUGGUUAUUAUCGCCCGCAAGAAGAAACCAGGUUAUGAAAGACAGCUGCAGAUGAUUCAGAUGUUGGGACCCUCUGACAAUGACUACACUUAUAUUGACUUCAGGGAUUUUAAAUACGAACAGAAAUGGGAGUUUCCUCGUGAGAAUUUGGAAAUGGGACAAGAACUAGGCGCUGGGGCUUUUGGCAAGGUAGUGCAGGCCACAGCGUACGGGAUUACCAAACCUGGAGUGUCUCUGCAAGUUGCUGUGAAAAUGCUUAAAGAAAAGCACCAAGCAGUAGAGAAAGAAGCCUUGAUGUCAGAACUGAAGAUGCUCACUCAUAUUGGACACAAUAUCAACAUCGUGAACCUGCUGGGAGCUUGCACCGGCACAGGUCCCGUUUAUCUGAUCUUUCAAUUCUGCCAUUAUGGAGACCUACUAAACUACCUAAAGAGCAACCGGGAGCAUUUCUACAAGUCCUUAACAGACGCCUUCAACAAGGAUCGAUUCAGCAGCCUGUACCAGAACUGUCAGAGGAAGAGAAACUCCAGGUUCUACAGCAAGCUUUUUCAGUCUGAUGACCACUCGUAUGUGCCUAUGUUUCUAGCAAAUAAGGAACAGGAGGCACUUCUCAGCUUCACGACUUCAGACGUUACUGAAGAAAUAUUGGAAGAUAAGGAAGAGGAGGACCUGCAGACUAUUACCUAUGAUGACCUCCUGAGCUUCUCCUACCAAGUUGCUAAGGGCAUGGACUUCCUUUCCUCCAAAAAUUGCAUCCAUCGUGACCUGGCAGCCAGAAAUGUCUUGGUAACACAGGGCAGGCUGAUCAAAAUCGGCGACUUUGGUUUGGCUCGAGAUAUUGAAAAUGACUCCAACUAUGUGGUGAGAGGAAAUGCACGUUUACCAGUGAAAUGGAUGGCUCCGGAGAGUAUUUUUAAAGGAAUGUACACCAUGAAGAGUGACGUCUGGGCCUACGGCAUCCUGCUCUGGGAAAUCUUUUCUUUGGGUGUAACCCCAUAUCCUGGCAUGAAAGUGGAUAACACCUUCUAUGCCAUGAUUGAGAGAGGGUUUAAGAUGGAGCAGCCCUACUACGCCCCUGAGUCAGUGUACCAGGUGAUGUGCCGCUGUUGGGCUCUGGAGCCAAAAGACAGACCCUGUUUUUCGAAGCUUGUAUCCUUCAUGGAGUACCAGCUGACUGAUGUUGAACAACAGCUCUACUGUAAUGUUGCAGUACAACAAAAUGGUGACUCCAUUUACAAGAAUGCUUCAGUGAUUUCACAAAUGGCUGAAACAGGACAAGAAGAUGCAGCAGAAGCAGCAGAAAAAGAUCAGACGUCACUGCCAGAUUCAUCCAGCAACUCUGAAACAACACAGACCCAAAGUGAGGAAACGGUUCAGUGAAAAGUCCAUUAUACACCGUCAUCCUCUUUAUACACACCACUCAAUCAACCAAGAUAUUUUGGUGUCUGAUCUUUGUGGUUUUAUUCUGGGGUUUUUUUCUUCUGCUAUUUCUAUUGAGCAGCCUCAGACCACAGCCAGUUCUGGCACACAGACUUGUUGACUCAAACUGGCUUUGCAUCUAUAAAUAUGCACAAAAUGUCUCAAUCUGAACAGGGUGAUGGUUUGGGUGCAGGCAUCAGACAAACCCAUUUUCUAGCACCUCAUGACCCGAACGCCACCCACCUGCCACCCCUGAACUGGUGACUGACUGACUGCAUUUAGGGCAUAAGAGGAAUUUUGUAUACUUGAUUUUUGUUGAACUGUCUCCCUAGGGCUGGAAUA
Messenger RNA from Trichomycterus rosablanca, 3009 nucleotides. It is a transcript of the gene flt3, whose product is annotated as fms related receptor tyrosine kinase 3. NCBI's taxonomy places the organism in Eukaryota, Metazoa, Chordata, Actinopteri, Siluriformes, Trichomycteridae. Bases 1 to 2628 code for a protein of 875 amino acids. Gene Ontology annotation, molecular function: transmembrane receptor protein tyrosine kinase activity; ATP binding; growth factor binding. Gene Ontology annotation, biological process: cytokine-mediated signaling pathway; positive regulation of kinase activity; protein phosphorylation. The record is from RefSeq and is a predicted model, not a curated record. The transcript has 21 exons. Gene Ontology annotation, cellular component: signaling receptor complex; plasma membrane.